Molecule: messenger RNA, 2457 nt
Organism: Schistosoma curassoni
Lineage: Eukaryota; Metazoa; Platyhelminthes; Trematoda; Strigeidida; Schistosomatidae
Source: the annotation of a GenBank genome assembly
AUGGCCGACAAAAGGAAACUGCAAAGUGACAUUGAAAGAAACCUCAAGAGAGUACAGGAGGGGAGAACUGCCUUCCAGGAAAUACUGGAUAAAUUUGAAAGUACCAACAAUCCGACUCAAAAAGAAAAAUUUGAAGGCGAUCUAAAAAAAGAGAUUAAAAAACUUCAAAGAUUAAGAGAUCAAAUCAAAACAUGGAUUACAGCUAGUGAAGUGAAAGAUAAGCGACCAUUAUUAGAAGCACGUAAGGAAAUCGAACAGGAUAUGGAACGAUUUAAAGUAAUUGAAAAAGAGACAAAAACUAAAGCUUAUUCCAAAGAAGGUCUAUUAUCAACUGAAGCGAAAAAAGACCCGUUACAGAAAGAAAAAGAAGAAUUAGAUGAUUGGUUAAAACAAUGUAUUAGUUCAUUAAAUACACAAACAGAAAAAUAUGAGUUUGAGAUUGAAAGCUUAUCAAAUAAUACUAAAAAGAAAAGAAUAGAUAAAGAAACAGCUUCAGCAAUCGAUGAAAAACGUCAACGUUUAGAAAUGUGUUGUUUUCAUGUUGAAAAACUUGAAACCAUUAUGCGUUUAUUAGAUAAUGAACGGUUAGAUUGUACAAAGGUUAGAUCUAUUCAAGAGUCUAUUGAAUAUGUGAUCGAUUGUAGUGAUAAUCAGUCUAUGUUUGACUUUAAGAAUAUUUAUGAUGAUUUAUGUUUGGAUGAGUUAGGUGAUUCUACUGGAAUAACUGCAGCACCAGGCACUGCAACAGGAAAUCAAGAGCAUGAUUUAAAUGGUGUAAUUACCCCCGGUACUACACUGGUAAAUCAACGAGUAGGGAGUGAUGAUGCUGGCUCUUCAACUUCGACUCAUACAAGUGCAUCAAAUAAUACAGAUUCGUCUGUCACUCAUCCUGGGUCAUCGGCAUCAUCCAAUGCGUCUUCUUCCCGAGAACGUGCUAAAAGUGAUGAUAAAGUCUCCUUGUUACCACAUGUAUCCGCUUCUUCUACUAGUACACCUAUGAAAUCUUCAAAUACACCAGGUUCAUCGGGCAAACAAAAACCCGCUGCUUCAAUUAAUCAAACUGCUCCUGCUCUUAUGUCCCAAGUUGUUGCUGGCACUCCUAAUAAAUCUGGAAAGUUGAACGCAAAUAGUCAUUCAACAUCAAACAGUAUGACAAUCGUUGCCGAGAUAGGCCCGGCCAAACCCUCUAGUACUAUAGAUUCUCAGGUCGUUGUUGACGAUCUUGCUCGAAACCAGAAGAACGAAACCACCCAAAAACAUAAUGACCGUCCCAAUACAGUUACAACAAAUCCUCAGUUACAAUCACAGAUAAAAAAUGACCCCAGUGACGAUAGCAAUUCAUUAACACCUUUCUCCUCUGUUUCAGGAACAAAUUCAACGUCUACAGCACCUAGUCUUGCAUUUUCCGCCUCUCAUGUAAAGGAAGAUUCUUCUGUGAUCAACAGUCGAGAAGAAUUACUUGCGCCAUGUCAACCGUCAUGUGUUUCCAACUCAAUAAAUUCUUCGUCACCUAUUCCACUGCGAAGUAUGUCAUCUGAAGUUAGCAAAGCUUCAGGUGUUACUAAUGCUUACAACAAUUCGAUGCUUUCCACUUCUACAGACGAAAGCUCUGAAAACGUAAAUCGUACUCCUCCCAGUCUAUAUUCAACGGCUAUGCUAGCUGCUUCUCAGGAUAAACAAUUGUCAUCCCUACUCGCUUGCUCUCAACAUCCAUCUUUAGGACGUGCAGGUUCGAAUUCUGUUGUGGAUCCGUCACUUUCUGCAAUUUCCUUGUCCAGUAAAUUUCACUCAACAUCUGGUGUUUCAUCUUUACCACUUCCUUCAACUGUCAUAUCUACAACCAAUCCUCAAGUACAGUCCUCUUAUUUGGGACUAGACAGCCAACUAUCCAGUAUACAACCGUCUUUACAUUCUCAACAAAUAAAAAAUCAGAAUAGUCCUGUUCAUGCUCAUAUGCAUCCACGUGAUGCUGCUGCUCCCUUCCGUAACAGAAAUUUGGACAAACCCAAAGGAGCUGUACCACAAGAGCUUCUUUUACAACUUCAAGCAUUAGAAAGUGGUUAUCGUCGUUUACCACAUUCAUGUGAUACAGAAAAAUCUCGUAUGAUUAUAUGUAAAAAUCCAAUUAAUUGUCCAAAUUAUUAUCCACGUGAACCAUUAACUGGUACUGAUAAUGAAGAAUAUUAUAUGAAAUUAGAUGCACAAACAUUAUUUUUUAUAUUUUAUUAUUUUGAAGGUACUAAAGCACAAUAUUUUGCUGCUAAAGCAUUAAAACGUAUGUCAUGGAGAUUUCAUACAAAAUUUAUGAUGUGGUUUCAACGACAUGAAGAACCUAAACAAAUUACUGAUGAAUAUGAAUCUGGUUCAUAUAUUUAUUAUGAUUAUAGAACAAUGAGACAACGUAAAAAAGAAGAAUUUAUGUUUCAUUAUAGUUUUUUAGAAGAUAAAGAUUUUUAA